GCCCGGGGCCCGGCGGAGCUGAAGCGGCGGCGGCCCGCGCGCCCCUCGGGGCCGCCCCCGCGCGCGGCUCGCCGGCGCCUGCCUCUCACGAUGAUGAAGAAGAAGAAGUUUAAGUUUAAGGUGGACUUCGAGCUCGAGGAGCUCUCCUCGGUGCCCGUCGUGAACGGGGUGCUCUUCUGCAAGAUGCGGCUGCUGGACGGCGGCAGCUUCACCGCCGAGUCCCCCAGGGAGGUGGUGCAAGCAAAUUGCGUUCACUGGAAAAAGAAGUUCUCAUUUAUGUGCAAAAUGAGUGCAAGUGCUGCGACUGGCAUCCUAGAUCCUUGUAUCUACAGGGUAUCUGUGAGGAAGGAAUUAAAAGGUGGAAAAGCUUAUGCCAAGCUGGGCUUUGCAGAUCUAAACCUGGCAGAGUUUGCUGGAUCAAGAAAUACCACUCGUCGCUGUUUACUGGAAGGCUAUGAUACCAAAAAUACAAGACAGGAUAAUUCCAUUCUUAAAGUUUUGAUCAGUAUGCAGCUGAUGUCUGGUGACCCAUGUUUUAAAACACCUCCUUCUACAUCAAUGUCUAUACCAAUUGCUGGUGAAUCUGAAUCUCUGGAAGAAGACAGAAAAGGUGGAGAGACUCUGAAAAUCCAUCUUGGAAUAGCAGAUCUUUCAGCAAAGAGUGCCUCUGUUCCAGAUGAACUUGGUGCCUGUGGACAUUCUAGAACACCAAGCUAUGCAAGCCAGCAGUCAAAAGUAUCAGGUUAUAGCUCAUGCCACUCUCGGUCAUCCAGUUUCUCUGAGUUCUGCCACAGGAGAAAUACUUCAGUGGGAAGUACAUCAACAGGCGUUGAAAGUAUUCUAGAGCCAUGUGAUGAAACUGAGCAAAAAAUAGCUGAACCAAAUCUUGAUACAGCUGAUAAAGAAGAUACAGCUCUGGAAACACUCAACAAAUGUCCUGUGAAACAAGAUUCCGUAGAAUCUCAGCUGAAACGAGUUGAUGACACCAGGGUGGAUGCAGAUGAUAUUGUGGAGAAAAUACUACAAAGUCAAGACUUCAGCCUAGAUUCCAGUGCAGAAGAAGAAGGACUGAGAUUAUUUGUGGGUCCUGGUGGAAGUACAACCUUUGGCAGUCAUCAUCUUCCAAAUAGGGUGGGGCCUGGAGCUUAUGAACAAGUCGUGAUCAAACGCUAAGACGUCCUGCUGAUGCACUGAGGCUUCCCUGGGGCUUCAGCUGUGGGCAGUUGAGCUGUCAAGGCACCUUAUUCAGGCACUUAGGAGAAAAUGAUCCUGUUUUUAAAAUUGAAGUUUGUUCAUCUAUCAAGAAAGGCAACACCGAGUCUUCUCUGCAGCCCUCAACUGUCCUCCCAUGCAUCCUGGCAGUCUCGAGGGGUGUGGCACGUGCGCCAGUGGCAUACAACUCCUAGGUCACUGCACAAGAUCGGGAAAACCUGUUGUUCUUUCCAGACAUCCUGAUGAGGAAAACAGCGCUAUACAUCUGAAUACAGCUUCAUUGUCAAAAUGUGAUAGAGGUGCUCAACAGAUUUGGGCUCUGAUUAUUUUAUGUUCAAGAGACAAUAAGUGAAUAUAACUAAAACCUUAUAAAUUCUGUAAAGAUGGUUAUUAUUCCUAUUAAGAAAAUCUUCCAUAUUAUACUAUCUGCAGUAUUGUACUAAGUUUAUUAUUAACUCUUUGAUGCAAUAAUUGAUAUAAAGUGUGGUUGUUCAUGCUUUGGGGAAAUGUUAUACUGCAAUUUAAACAUGUGAAAUGCUUGAUAAUUCCGAAUAUAUCAGUCAUAAAUUGAAUAGCAAGUAUAGUUUAAGUCUGAGCUUUGUGAAUGGGUAUGAUGUCAUUAUUAUGCAGUAGUAUUGUCCCAUGUGGUUAAUAUUAAGUGAACUGCAGAACUCCCACUGGCACUAUAUAGGAGAUGCAAGUAAGUUUAAUAUUCAGUAUGUCAGGCUACCAUAAGGCACCCUAACAAAGUUCAUUCUUUGAACUGAAUAAUAUCUGCUGGUUUCAGGAAUCAAAAUUUAGAAUAACAGGAGAAAAAUUGUGAUGUAACCAGGAACAGAGCAGCCUUCCCUCUGUAAGACCAGACUUACUGAAACUGAAAAUUAUUCCAAGGAGGAGGUGGAUGAAAGACAAGGGACAGUUACUUGUCAUUACCAACAUGGAUUCUGUGGUUUUCUAUUUUAGCCUCCAUGAUCAGAUACUGUGUUUUCUUCAUUGCUAUAGAGAAGUUAAUUGUUUCGAGGGAAGAAUACAAUAUAACAUACAUAAGGAUAUCUGAUCUGGAUCCAGUUUAACAACACGGAAGAUAAAUCUUAGUAUUUUUUUGCUCUUACAUGACAGUUAUCACAUGAAAAGUUGUGUUUCCUUGGAUUCACUCAGUUAUGAAGAAAAAUUGUAAAAUCUGGAAUAAUUCCCCGUCCUUAUUUUUAAAACCAUGUCCAGAAAAUGUUAUAUGGUAGAAAAGAAUUCCUUGGUUAUAGUUUUUUCGUGUUAUUAGCAAAAUAAGGGAAGAAAUAUAUUAUUUUAAGAAAGUAUUUUAGUAUUCAAAUUUAGAGAUUAGGCAAAAUUUGAAUGGUUCAUGUUAGGUGGUUUUUCUUUUUAAUAUUUCAAAUAUGGCUUUUCGAAAUUAAGCCAAUACUACUUUUACAAAUAGGUUGAGAUUUAAAGAGAUGACUAAGUCCCAUUUUAGAAUAUUUUGAAUGUAGAGAGAGAGGGUUACCUGAGUCAUCAGCUUACUUCCUGAUGUUUUCAGACUGGUUUUGAACAGAAAAAAAACAAAAUGACCUGAACAUUUCAGUCUAACCAAGGAAAAUGUUGCCCUAAAUGGUAGACUUGCCCUCUAUGAGUAAACAAGUGAACUUGUUUUCAAUAGAGAUAUGAACAUAUUCUUCAGAGAUAUUUAUUGUGAUGUCUUAAAAACAUAUUUUUCUAUUUUCAAGAUAUUGUUUCUAGACUAUUUUUUAUUGGCACUUAUGCAAAAAAAUUUUGUGGUUUUUUUUUUUUAAUGAUACUACUAACUAGAUUGCAAGUGAGGUGGUUAUGUGAAAGGUGCUGUUUUCAGGGCCCGGCCCCUGUCUUUGCUGGCUUUGCCCCAAAACCUUUACAUAAGAAUGGCUUUGAGUAUUUAAAAUGAUACCAAAUUAUUUUUAAAAAAUAAGAUAUGGACAGAUUUUGAAAAGAAUAAAAAUUAUGCCUUUAUAAUUUCAGCAAUCAGCAAAACAACUUGAUUUGUAUAGUGAUUAUAACACAGUGACAUUGAUCAGGGAGGAAAAAGUGGAAGUCUAGAUUCAUUUUAUUCUGCUGUGUUCUUCUAGCGUACUUUGCAGUCAUAUUUCACUACAAUCCUUCCAAAGUACUUGUUAAAGGUGGCCUAAGUGUCUUGACUUAUUUCCAGUUUUCCUUUCCUCAGAGAUUGUACUGUUACUACCUUAACUGUGAGACUGUGAAAAAUGCUUAUUAAAAAUACCAAAUCCACUUUGGCUCUGUUUUAAGUUUAAAAAACUGAAUUUGAAAAACUAAAUGUUAACAGGUGGAUUUUUAAAUACUGAAGUCAAAUUUCAAAUCACCCUGUCUUGGAGAAUUUGCAGGUAUAUAACUUUUUCUACUUCUGUCUUAGAGAAAAUCGGUGGUAUUUUAAAGUUAUAUAUUUGUGAACUAAUAAAAAAAGAGUCCUAAAUAGCUUGUUUGAGGGAAAUAUCAGGGCCUUUGGGGAGCCCACUUCCUCUGACUUGAGCUGGUGACUGAGACCAGAAAGGAUAUGAAGGGUAGUAAAGACAGAUGAGGCCCAAAACCAUCUUUGAUGGUUGACUCAUGUGUGGUUUGCAGUGGUGUUGAAGGCUUUUAUAUACAAACAACUAAUGUGCAUUAGUUCUUACAAUCUGAAAAAAAUCCCUUGAUCAUGAAGUCCACCAUCCCAUUCCAGCAAAAUACUAUUAGAAUGACAAUAUACAAACUAGAUUCUUCAUUCUGUGAUUUGUUUUUUUUGCAUGAAAACAGUGAGCCACAGAAUUCCACCCACUUGUUGCUAGAAGGAAAAUCUCCAGGUAGCCUCUGGUCAAAACACAUUCAAAUUCAGUAGAAUUGAGUUUUAAGAAAUUAAAACAUCCAGAAAUAAUUUGAGAUUUCCAUGCAAAGUGGGUCACAUUGAAAGCUCAAGUUGACUGUUAUUAAGUAUUCCAUCCAAGUACUCUGAAGUGUUAGGCUUCAGUAAAUAACGCUUCUGGUAUAAUAAUGCUCUGAAGAUACUGGGGUCAUUGACAAUGCUGCCUUUUAUUUUAAUAGUCUUUAACUGAGGCGGUUCAGAAAUUAUACUGGUCAGUUCUCUCAGAUGGUACGUCAUGUGACUACAGUCAAGCUCUAUCUAGUUUAAAUUGUGUUAUGCCACUACUUGUAUGUUGACUGAUGUACUGUGCAUAAUUUUAAUAGCUGAGAUGUUAAAGAAUAUGAAAUACUCUAAAAAUAUAAAGGAUGAAGUAUGCCUAUAUUAAUCCUGUUUUAAGACUGCCCUGGAAAUAAAGACCUUAGGAUUACCUUAUAUAUGUGAUUUUUCAUAAGGUAAUAGAUAUACAAUAUAUUUUAAAUGGUAAUAUAGGUCAUGUGACAAAGCUGGGAAAAAAUCUUUAAUUUACUCAGAUAGCAUACUCUGCCAUUAUAAAUAUGUUCAUCUUAUAUAUAAAACAAAAGUAUCUUGCUGACCAAAUCCCAUGCAGAGAAAGACAGGAUAUAUAUUCAAUUUCCUUUUGUUUUGGAGAAAUACAUCUUAUUUGGGGGAUCACCCUCCUCUUGUGUUUUUAUUUGAUCCUCUGGAAGUUGAUAUAAUUGUGGAUAAUUAUGUAAAUGUUUAUCAAAAAAUGUUACUGAAGUGAUUCCAUUAGUAUUCUGUUCUAAUACUUGGGAAUGACCUUCAUAUUAUUUAUAUAUUUGUUUUACCUAUACAACUAUAAGUGUGGGAAACAUCCUUUUUUUUAACAAAAACUAAUUUUUUAUUAUAAAGUAUUUGCAAUAAUGUAAAAGUGAAUCUUAUAUGUGUUCAAUAAAAUCAUAUCCUAAAAUUUAGAGUG
Messenger RNA from Talpa occidentalis (Iberian mole), 5051 nucleotides. RefSeq names its product EEIG family member 2 (gene EEIG2). The transcript has 11 exons. The record is from RefSeq and is a predicted model, not a curated record. Bases 91 to 1173 code for a protein of 360 amino acids. Lineage: Eukaryota; Metazoa; Chordata; Mammalia; Eulipotyphla; Talpidae.